CUUCAUUUUAUUAGGUAAAUAUUUCAGUUGUUAUUGGUAAUGACUGAAAUGCUUCAUAUCACAUGUACGUAAUUUGAAAAAUAUGAAAGAAAUCUGAAGACCCAGAAAUGGAAAAAUUUGCUUAAAGUUGAAAUUUCAACAGUUUACCAUAUUAAUUGCAAGUGGACAACCAAUCUUUGUCUGUCUAUAGAACAAUAAAGAUGCAGACUGAUGAAGUGAAAUAUGUUCAAAGACGAGUGAGACCUGGUCCUCUUGAUGUUCAUCCCACAGAAAAGGCUUUGGUGGUCAACUAUGAAUUGGAAGCCACAGUGGUAGGUGAACUAGGGGACACCAUGCUGGAAGAGACGAAAGAGUGCCAGAAAAUUAUUCGUGUGAAAAGUCUAAAUGAUAGCACAGAUAUCUCUGCUUUGGCCCAAGAAAUUGUUGAAAAGUGUUCACUCAUUCCACAAGCAAAAGUUCGAGAAGUGGAACAGUUACUGUUUUAUCUUCAGACUCGAAAAGAACAACCAUCAAGUAAAGACUUGAAGAAAUCAGAGUCUUCCCAAAGUGUCAGAGGAUUGAGUGACAAAGAAAAGGAUAAAGAACGUGAAGGUCUGGAGAGUAUAAGGGUCCAUGAAAUGGCCAACAUUAACUGCUUGGAUGAUUAUAUAGAAUUACUGUAUGAAGACAUGACUGAUAAAAUAAGGGCAUCUGCCUUGGUGUUACAGCUUUCCAGAAAUCCUGAUAACUUAGCAGAGCUGGCUUGUAAUGAAACCCUUUUGGGAGCAUUAGGAAGAGUUCUUCGAGAAGAUGGUAGGAAAAGUAUUGACUUAAGUACCAACAUUGUGUAUGUUUUUUUCUGCUUUUCAACCUUUUCAGAGUUUCAUCCUCUCAUUGCACAGCUGAAGAUUGGUUCGUUGUGUAUGGACAUCAUUGAAUAUGAACUGAAUCGACAUGAACAGUGGAAAGAAGAUCUUACCAAAAAGAGAAACGUAUUGGAUUCUGAAAAAGAUAACCCAACACUGAAAAGGGACUAUGAGAAAAGUUUGAAGAAAUAUCAAACCCUUAUAAAGAAGCAGGAUCAGUUAUUAAGAGUUUCCUACUAUUUGUUGCUAAAUAUUGCUGAAGACACUAAAGUGGAAUUGAAAAUGGUAAACAGAGGCAUAGUAUCACUACUCCUCAGAACUUUGGACAGAGACUUACCAGAACUUUUGAUUCUUGUUGUGUCGUUUCUCAAGAAGCUGUCAAUCUUUGUGGAGAAUAAGAAUGAAAUGGCAGAAAAAAAUAUAGUUGAGAAAGUGGCUCGAUUAGUACAUUCUAAUCAUGAUGAUUUGUUGAAUGUAACUUUGAAAUUACUUCUAAAUUUGUCUUUUGACCUUGACCUGAGAAAUGCUAUGGUAAAAGUUGGUCUUUUACCAAAACUUGUCAAACUUAUUUGUUCCAAUGCAUUUUUAACCAAUGAGUUGGUAUUUUUAUCACAAGAUAUUCAUUGCUUUUCCCUUGCCCAUUUGAAAAUUGUAAAGUUGAUCAUGGAAUGUCCAGAAGAAAGAGUUCCACUUGAACUUAUUGCUUUAUCCAUAAACUUAACUACUAAUAAGAGAAAUGCCCAGAUCAUUUGUGAAAGCAAUGGACUGACGUUCCUCAUGAAACAUGUUUUUGAACAUCAGGAUCCACUGUUGAUGAAGAUGAUUCGAAAUGUUUCUCAACAUGAAGGUCCUACCAAAACAUUAUUCCUAGACUUUGUUGAUGAUUUAGCAGUAGCAACUCAACAAAGUGACAAUGAAGAAUUUGUGUUAGAAUGUCUAGGAGUGUUGGGAAAUCUCUCUGUACCAGAUUUAGACUUUGAAAGGCUUUUGAAGAAACAUAACCUUCUCCAUUGGAUGGAGAAAAAGCUAAUCCCUGGAGUUUGUGAAGAUGAUCUAGUGCUGGAAGUGGUUGUCCUAAUUGGAACUGUGGUAGCAGAUGAAUCAUGUGCUCGUUUCAUAGCCAAGUCUGGGAUCUUAAAGUCUCUGAUUGAACUUCUAAAUGCUAAGCAAGAGGACGAUGAGGUAGUUCUACAAAUUGUAUAUGUAUUUCACCAUCUUAUUAAACAUCCUUCCACUCAGGAGCAAAUGAUCAAGGAGACUCAAGCACCUGCUUACCUUAUUGACCUUCUACAUGACACCAACCCAGAAAUUAGGAAGAUCUGUGAUAGCACUUUAGAUGUGAUUGCUGAACAUGAUGAGGAAUGGGCAAAAAGAAUCCAGCUGGAUAAGUUUCGUUGGCAUAAUUCUCAAUGGUUAGACAUGGUUCAGUCUCAGCAGAUGGAUGAAGCUGCUGACAUGUAUAUUGAUGAACAGAUUGGCCCUUUUAUUCAAGAGUCAGACAUUUUGGAACAGUCAGACUUGAUGUAUAGUGGCUACGACUCUCUUAGUGCUGAAGGUAACCUAUCUCCUGAAUUUCUGGAUGCCAGUCGAAGUAAUAGGACUACAGAAUCUGCAGGAAGACCCAUGUCAAGGUAUAAGAACAGAUAUAGUGUUGACGUGGACAUGUUGAGAGAUCGAAUGUCAUCACUGGGUGUGGAUAGCAACAUUUACUAUAAGCGGCCACCAUCUGUAGCCUUUGUUAAUGGAAAUGCCAUAGACAACAGUGCACCAAACACUGGAAUGUUUUUAUUUCAUUGAAGAAUUCAGUAAAAAUGUACACUUAGCCAUAAAUCCUGAUAAUGCUGUCGUGUCAGAUUGUGUUGUGAUGGUUGAGGAAUGUAAUGGAAGCUGCAACGUAGGAGACAAUAUAUUGAUUAGAAUUCUGCAUCAGACA
This is a messenger RNA of Limulus polyphemus (Atlantic horseshoe crab), 2778 nucleotides long. It is a transcript of the gene Kap3, whose product is annotated as kinesin-associated protein 3-like. Gene Ontology annotation, cellular component: ciliary transition zone; kinesin II complex; axoneme. The transcript has 20 exons. NCBI's taxonomy places the organism in Eukaryota, Metazoa, Arthropoda, Merostomata, Xiphosura, Limulidae. Gene Ontology annotation, biological process: cilium organization; microtubule-based movement. The coding region runs from base 201 to 2642 and encodes 813 amino acids. Gene Ontology annotation, molecular function: kinesin binding. The record is from RefSeq and is a predicted model, not a curated record.